This is a messenger RNA of Medioppia subpectinata, 500 nucleotides long. The record is from the annotation of a GenBank genome assembly. NCBI's taxonomy places the organism in Eukaryota, Metazoa, Arthropoda, Arachnida, Sarcoptiformes, Oppiidae.
AAAUGAACAUGAAUUAUAAAAAACCAUUACAGGAUUGUGGUCUAAUACAGUGCCCCAAUGGCACCACCUGUUGCUGCCGUAACCCUUGUCCGGCCACUUGUGACGACCCGUUUCCCAACUGUUGCGAUACAAAAUGUGUGCUAAAUUGCGUUACUUCUACCACCAUGUGCAAAAAUGGUUGGGUUCUAGAUAAGUAUAAUGGCCGUUGCAUGCCACUCGAAUGUUGCCCAGUUUUGCGCAACAUACAUCUGGCUCGAUGUCAGGCCCCAUUAAAUGGUCAGUGUUUGGGCGGUCCUAUGGAUAGUAAUGUCACGUGCGGUACAUUAGCGCCCGACGUGUGCGGCUGUCCAGCCCUAUCCGAUACGCCCAAAGGUUGCCUACAAAGCGCCUGUCAGUGCGCGCCCGGCUAUUGGCGCCGACUGUCCGACUGUCAGUGUGUGGAGAAACCCGAUUGCGAACAGUGUGUUAAUUAUGGUAGUUAUAAUCCAUUGGGCAAAUAA